This is a messenger RNA of Eufriesea mexicana, 1544 nucleotides long. It is a transcript of the gene Sfxn1-3, whose product is annotated as Sideroflexin-1-3. Gene Ontology annotation, molecular function: monoatomic ion transmembrane transporter activity. The transcript has 4 exons. Gene Ontology annotation, biological process: monoatomic ion transport; serine import into mitochondrion. NCBI's taxonomy places the organism in Eukaryota, Metazoa, Arthropoda, Insecta, Hymenoptera, Apidae. Bases 321 to 1325 code for a protein of 334 amino acids. The record is from RefSeq and is a predicted model, not a curated record. Gene Ontology annotation, cellular component: mitochondrial inner membrane.
CGCAGAGGAACGGAUCGAAAGGUCGCGCGGGGCAAGGCGUCGAGGCUUGGUCGAGACGCUAUCGCGUCGAACGCUGGGAUCGUUCAGUUGCCGGCGCGAGACGCGAUAUCGCUGGCGUGUGAGCGUCCUCUCGCGAGGACCAAGCCGAGAGGAAUCAUCCCUGGCUGACAGGAGCGAGCACUCGACGAGUCUGCCGCAGCCUCUGCGAAACCGGUAGGGCCGCGUGGUGGGGUGCGUGGUCACGGAAGAGUCGGAGACGAGCAGGUGAGAAUCGUGGGUAGGAGAAGGAUCGAGUUUCAGGAGCACAAAGGACUCGCAAGAUGUCGACGGGCAAGGAGAACGGCUCGCUGGCCGAGGAGCGAAGAAUCGACAUCGAGAAGCCAUAUUGGGAUCAGAGCACGUUUAAGGGUAGGGCGAUGCACUUCCUCUCGGUCACGAAUCCUUGGAAUCUAUUCGUUGGCAGCAAGCGGCUGGAACAUGCCCGAGACGUGGUCACGAAGUACAGAAAGGGGGAUAGCCUGGCGCAAUUGAAGGUCACGGAAGAAGAGCUGUGGGAAUGCAAAUAUCUUUACGACAGCGCAUUCCAUCCGGACACGGGAGAGAAGAUGCUGGUGAUAGGUCGCAUGAGCGCACAAGUCCCGAUGAACAUGAUGAUCACCGGCUGUAUGUUGACGUUUUACAAAACAACGGCGAACGUGAUAACGUGGCAAUGGAUAAAUCAAUCGUUCAACGCGAUCGUCAACUACACGAAUCGUAGCGGUUCCAGUCCGAUUCCCAUGAGCACGAUUUUCCAAAGUUACGUAAUUGCGACUGGGGGUGCUGUGGUGACAGCACUCGGCUUGAAUCGGCUCUUCUUUUUUUUCCGAAGUGCUCCACCCUUGGUAGGUCGAUUAGUCCCGUUCGCAGCUGUAGCAGCUGCCAACUGCGUGAACAUCCCCUUCAUGAGGAUGUCCGAGCUGCAGAACGGUAUAGAACUGCAGACCGAAGACGGGGCGAAAGUUGGCAAUAGCAAGCGUGCAGCUAGAAAGGCUAUCGCUGCAGUGACUCUGUCUCGUAUUCUUAUGGCUUCGCCGAGCAUGAUACUCGCGCCCAUAGUGAUGAACUUCAUAGACAGACGACAACUGCUGCGUAAUGCGAAAUGGACGGUAGUGCCUCUUCAAGUUCUACUCUGCGGUGUUUGCUUAACAUUCGCCACUCCGCUCUGUUGCGCUCUGUUCGUGCAACGAGUACCAAUUUCGGUGACCGAGCUGGAGCCAGAAGUACAGGAGCAAGUACUCUCUAAAGAUGCUAGUCUUCGAACAGUGUACUAUAACAAAGGUCUUUGAACAAAUCGCUAGUUGAAAUGCUGUCUAAGGAAACGUACGCAAUUGAAACAGAUCUGGAGUAAAACAAGUUCCGAGUGUGAUAUUUCUACAGAUAACUUCGUUAAUGACUCAAAGACGGUUCUAUUAGAAUCGAAGGACAGAUACAAGCACGUUACACAGUUCUACUUACAGAUAUUACUAUUUGUUACAACCACCGAAAGCCACCGAAGACAAGCAACG